Messenger RNA from Anopheles nili, 975 nucleotides. It is a transcript of the gene gammaSnap1, whose product is annotated as gamma-soluble NSF attachment protein. The coding region runs from base 1 to 975 and encodes 324 amino acids. The transcript is spliced from 6 exons. Gene Ontology annotation, biological process: intracellular protein transport. The record is from RefSeq and is a predicted model, not a curated record. Gene Ontology annotation, cellular component: SNARE complex; vacuolar membrane. Gene Ontology annotation, molecular function: syntaxin binding; soluble NSF attachment protein activity. Lineage: Eukaryota; Metazoa; Arthropoda; Insecta; Diptera; Culicidae.
AUGUCAAGCAAAAUCGAAGAAGCUCAGGAACACAUUCGCCAAGCAGAGAAGUGCUUGAAGACUUCCCUCCUCAAAUGGAGACCAGAUUAUGAUAACGCAGCCGAAGAAUACAAUAAAGCAGCGACCUGCUUUCGGAACGCGAAGUCGCUCGAUCAAUGUCGCGAGUGUCUGAUGAAAUCGUCCGACUGCCAUCGCCAGAAUCGGGCUUUGUUUCACGCGGCCAAGUGUCUCGACCAGGCCAUAUUGAUCUGCAAAGAGAUGAACAAUUUCGGCGAAAUUCGGAAGCUUGCUGAGAGGUCGUGCAAUCUAUACCAGCAACACGGCUCCCCUGAAUCUGGCGCGACUGUGCUGGAUAAGGCGGCGAAGAUACUUGAACAGUCCCACCCUGAAGACGCUUUGCAGCUUUACAAACAAGCGGUGGAUGUUGUAACGAUUGAAGAUUCGACCCGCCAGGGAGCGGAAUAUGCUAGCAAGGUCGCUCGAAUCAUGGUUAAGUUGGGAAUGUACGAUCAAGCAGCGGACGCUAUACGACGAGAGAUUGGACUUCACCAGCAGGUCGGCUCAGACGGCGCAAUCGGAAGGCUGGCAGUUGCACUUGUACUGGUACAGCUCGCCCGCGGAGAUUACGUAGCGGCUGAAAAAGCUUUCAAGGAAUGGGGCAAUUGUUGCGACGUGGCAGAAGUGCAGACAUUGGAAUCUUUGUUGCAGGCAUAUGACGACGAAGAUCCGGAAUUGGCACAGCGAGCUCUGUCGUCACCCUUCAUUCGACAUAUGGAUGUCGAGUAUGCUAGGCUGGCACGGGACUUACCAUUGCCCAAGGGAGUGGCCAUUGCACCGAAAGCCAACGUCAUUGAAAAUGCAGCAGCUUCGUAUAUUUCUCCGAACAGUGGUGGCUCGGGAGACCAAACCGACAAGGCUCCAAAAGCUCCGGCUGGUGCUGCAGCUCUCGACGAGGAUGAAGGUGGCCUAUGUUAG